AUGUCGGUCAGCCAAGUUCACCAACCCAAUAUUGAUACGAAGAAAAGUGAUAAAAAUUUAAAGCUUCUGUUUCCAAAGCAAGCUGAAUGUUCUUAUGUGUCGUGUUAUUGUGAAGAAAAUGUCUGGAAGCUCUGUCAGGAUGUAUCGUUAAGAGUACCAGAAGAAUUGGAUCGAUGUUUUGUGGUAUUCAUAUCGAAUCCCUGUCGCACUGUGCCUUUGUGGAAACAAAGGGCUGGGCGCGAAGAAGAUCGCCUCGUCAUUUGGGACUACCAUGUCAUAUUCCUAUACUCAAUUGACUUGAAGUCAUGUUUGGUUUAUGACUUAGAUUCUGAGCUUCCAUUCCCAACAUUCUUCCAUAAAUAUGUUACAGAAACAUUUCGUACAGAUCAAGUUCUAAAAUCUGAUUUCCACAGGUUCUUUAGAGUUGUGCCAGGUAAAUAUUUCUUACAGCAUUUUUCAUCUGAUCGACGUCAUAUGAAACGACCUGAUGGUUCCUGGAUUAAACCACCACCACCAUAUUCUGCUAUAUCUGCAUCAGCAUCUUCUCACAACUUAGAUGAGUACAUCAAUAUGGAUGCCGAUAUUGGUCCUGGCCAAGUUUUUAAUCUUACUGAAUUUGUUCAAAGAUUCUAUAAGAUAGAAAAGUGA
Molecule: messenger RNA, 648 nt
Organism: Pieris macdunnoughi
Lineage: Eukaryota; Metazoa; Arthropoda; Insecta; Lepidoptera; Pieridae
Source: the annotation of a GenBank genome assembly